AUGGCAUCCGAUAUAACUCAUGUAUUGUUUGAUUUGGACGGAACUCUCAUCAAUACACCGGAAAUAUUGGUGGAUAUCCUCAGAGAUUAUGCCAAAAGUCACGGAAAAGUGUUGUCCAAAGAAAUUGAAUGUGUGGAGCGGUUGGUGAAACACCUGCACCGACACGGCAUACAUAUGGCGAUCGCCACGGCUAACAGAGGUCGAGCACUAAUGGACUCGAGGUUGAAAAUGAGGCCAUUUCUGGACGACGACUUAUAUUUUAGUCACUCUGUGGCCGGUUAUGACGAUCCGGAGGUAAUGUUCAAUAAGCCGAACCCUCAGGUGUAUCACAUUUGUGUCAAACGUUUUACUACACCUCCAAAAUCUAAUGCUAACGUAUUGAUAGUGGAGGACUCCCUGACCGGUAUCACCGGAGCAGUGGCUUCAGGUGUGUACUCAACUAAAUUUACACUAAUACCUGGUGUGGAGCGGUUGGUAAAACAUCUGCACCGACACGGCAUACAAAUGGCGAUCGCCACGGGAACAAGUUCUCGACUACUGGCCGCUUCUCGGGUACAGAUGAAGCCGUUUCUGGACGACGGCUUAUAUUUCAGUCACGGUGUGUCCGCUUAUGACGACCCGGAGGUUGUGCUCAAAAAACCUGACCCACAGGUGUAUCACAUUUGUGUGAAUCGGUUUAAAACACCCCCGAAAUCUAAUGCUAACGUAUUAGUAGUGGAGGACUCUCUGACCGGUAUCACUGGCGCCGUCGCCUCAGGAAUGAAGACUCUAUUGAUUAAUGACCAGAAGUUAUGUUCAUUUGAAACAAUCGCCGAUAGGAUUACAGUUAUUUGCAACACAUUUGAUGAUUUUAAACCAGAAACCCUUGGCUUUCCUCCAUAUGAGACAUAA
Messenger RNA from Medioppia subpectinata, 891 nucleotides. NCBI's taxonomy places the organism in Eukaryota, Metazoa, Arthropoda, Arachnida, Sarcoptiformes, Oppiidae. The record is from the annotation of a GenBank genome assembly.